This is a messenger RNA of Setaria italica (foxtail millet), 1203 nucleotides long. Its product is annotated as gibberellin 20 oxidase 1-D. Bases 1 to 1203 code for a protein of 400 amino acids. Gene Ontology annotation, biological process: response to light stimulus; unidimensional cell growth; flower development. Gene Ontology annotation, molecular function: gibberellin 20-oxidase activity. NCBI's taxonomy places the organism in Eukaryota, Viridiplantae, Streptophyta, Magnoliopsida, Poales, Poaceae. The transcript is spliced from 2 exons. The record is from RefSeq and is a predicted model, not a curated record.
AUGGCCGCACCGGCCGGCGCCGACGAGCCGUGCAGCGCAGCGCAGGCUUGCAGCAUGGCCGUGGUGUUCGACGCCGAGGUGCUGAGCCGGGAGGAGAGCAUCCCGGCGCAGUUCGUGUGGCCGCCCGAGGAGCGGGCGCCGGCCGCCGGCCUCGGGGUGGAGGAGAUGGACAUCCCGGUGGUGGACCUCGCCGAGUUCCUCCGCGGCGGCGGCGAGCUCCCGGUCGGCAUGGCGGAGGCGUGCGAGCGGCACGGGUUCUUCCAGGUGGUGGGCCACGGCGUGGGCGCGGAGCUGAUCGCCGAGGCCUACCGCUGCUGCGACGCCUUCUACGCGCACCCGCUCGCCGAGAAGCAGCGCGCGCGGCGGCUCCCCGGCGAGAGCCACGGCUACGCCAGCAGCUUCACGGGCCGGUUCGACUCCAGGCUGCCGUGGAAGGAGACGCUCUCGUUCCACUGCCCCGCCGCCGCCGCCGCGCCGGGGAGCGCUGGCGGCCGCGCCGUGGCCGACUACAUCGUCGGCGUCCUCGGCGAGGAGUACCGCCACAUGGGGGAGGUGUACCAGGAGUACUGCGACGCGAUGACGCGGCUGGCGCUGGACGUCACGGAGGUGCUGGCGGCGGCGCUGGGGCUGCCGGACCGCGGCGUGCUGCGGGGCUUCUUCGCCGGCGGCGACUCCGUCAUGCGGCUCAACCACUACCCGCCGUGCCGGCAGCCGCACCUGACGCUGGGGACGGGCCCGCACCGGGACCCGACGUCGCUGACGCUGCUGCACCAGGACUGCGUCGGCGGGCUGCAGGUGCGCGCCGGCGGGGACGGCGGCGGCGGCGGCGAGUGGCUCGCCGUGCGGCCCCGCGCGGACGCGUUCGUCGUCAACAUCGGGGACACCUUCGCUGCGCUCACCGACGGGCGCCACGCCAGCUGCCUCCACCGCGCCGUCGUCAGCGGCGGCGCCGCCCGCAGGUCGCUCGCCUUCUUCCUCAACCCGCCGCUGGACCGCGUCGUGUGCCCGCCGGAGGCGCUCCUCCCCGCCGGCCGGCCGCGCGCGUACCCGGACUUCAAGUGGCGCGAGCUCCUCGAGUUCACGCAGAAGCGCUACCGGUCGGACGCCAGCACCAUGGACGCCUUCGUGUCGUGGAUCGCGCGAGGCCGCGGCGACGGCGGCGGCGGCGGCCAUGACCAUGGCGGACAGGAGGAGGAGAAGUGA